GCAAAUUAGUACUACGGGUUGCGCAUACAAACAUAUCGGGUUUGGGCACCUCACUUGAACGCGUCUCUGCCUUGCGACGUUCCAUCUGCGCCGCACAGAGUCCAUCGCAGCACGCGCACUGGGCGCGCGCGACAUACUUGCCCUGCUGCUCCUGCAAACGCAUACGUUGGUAUAGGCUUUCAGCGGCGCAGCCAUGGCAAAUCCAGCCGAGCUGGGGCUAGAGGCCUACCUGGAAGCGAUGGGCGUCGCACACCAGCGGCAGGCCCAGUACGUGGCGGCCCUGCAGGCCAGCGUGGACGAGGUGGCGCGAGUGCGGGAGCUGCUUGGGCGACUGCCGGACAAGGUCCGACACAGGGCCAUGGUGCCCUUCGGCAAGCACGCCUUCUUCCCCGGCGAGCUGGUGCACACCAACGAGUUCCUGGUGGGGCUGGGCUGCGAGCUGCAGCUGGAGGCCAGCGCCAAGCAGGCGGCGGAGCUGCUGGGUCGCAGACAGGAACGCGCGGCGGCGGCACUGGCGCGCGCGCGGCUGCAGCUGCGGGAGCUGGAAGCCAGGAUGCAGGACCUGCGCAUGUCACUCACAACCGAGUCCGGGGAGGGGUUUAUGGAGAUUCGCCAGGACUGGGACGAGGCGGAGCAGCUGCUACAGGACGCGGCCGCCGCCAAGGCCGGCAGCAGGGCGGCUCAGGCGCAGGAGCAGGUGCAGGAGCGGACAGGGAGCAGCAGCAGUGGAGACAAGGCGGCGGGCAGCGGCAGGGGCGGGGCAGCGGCGGGUGCGGCUGCGGGCGCGGACGACGAGGAGGAGGCUCGCAUCUUCGCGCGGUUGGCCGAGUUGGAGAGGAUGGAGGCGGAGGCGGGCAGCGGGGGCGAGGAAGAGGAGGAGGCGAACGAUGAGGACGAGCAGCAGCAGCAGCAGCAGCAGCAGCAGCAGAAGACGGAUGGAGACAACGGGGAAGGAAAGCAUGCGGCGGCUGCGACGGGGCGGGCAGGCGCAGGCCAGCCAACGGAGGGCGCAGGGAUAGGCGGCGCAGGGACGGCGAAGCCAGGAGCAAGGGCAGCAGCGGGGCUGCCGGCGGCUGUAGCAGCCACUGCUGUUGCCUCAACCCCCAGGCCCGGUGGUGCAAUGCUGUCGAGCCCUGCACAAGCGGGAGCCUCGGUCCCUGGCUCAGGAGCACCGGGUCCCCAAGCAGCCGCGAAUAGGGCGGGUGCGGCGGGCAAGUCAGCGGCCUCCGCGGCAAAAGGCAGGAGUGGCGCCGCGCCGCUGCGCAAGGGCUUCCUGCUCGGUGGCGGUGGCGGUGGUGGGAAGGUCAAGGCAAACGGCACUGCGGCGCCUGCGCCAACGGCGGUGGCUGCAGCAAAGGCGGAAGCCGCAACUCUGGCAUCUGCAACGGCAGCGGAAGCAGGGGUGGGCAGUGGCGGCAGCGGCAGCAGUUCGCCGUCGGCUGGAGAGGCGCGGCGGCGGCGGCGGGUGUCGUUUGCCGACGGAUCGGCGCCGGGGCAGGAAGGCGGUGGCGACGCAGGACUGCUGGCGGCCGGGCCCUUUGCCAGGCGUAGCGGCAGCCCCUCAGAGGGCGCCUCGGCAAGGAGCAGCAGCAAUGGCGGCGGAGAACAGGCGGCUGCGGGCGGCCUGCGCCCGGCGCUGAAGCAAGGCACGGCCACAGCCACUGUGCAGCAGCAGCAGCAGGAGCAGCAACACUCGUCAGCUGAGGAGUUCUGGGGCCCGGUAGCGGGCCGGGGGCGUGGCGGGCCGGGAGUGGCGGCGGCGGUUGUCGAGGAAAGCCACUGUGACGCGGCUAUGGCCAUGGCGAGGGCGCGCGAGCAGGCUUUCUCGGGGCAGGUGGUGGAGCGGGAUAGUGGGAGCGUGGGCACUGUUGGCGCGGGGCUUUCGGGUGGUGAUGGGUUGGAGGGUCAGGAGGGAGUGGUGGUGUUGGCACCCGCACGUAAGGGCGGGGCCAACUUCGGCGUUCCUCCAGAGGAGCCGGCGCCGCCCAAGCGCAUGUCCAAGUUUAAGCAGCAGCGCGCGGGGAUGGCUUAAGGAUAGUGCCUGCAUGCAAGAGGCCAUGCCAUUGUGGGAUGGAUGGAACGCGCGCGACGAUGGAUGGAACGCGCGCGACGGCGGGAGCAGUGCGGACAGGGGAUUCAAGGCUGCAUU
Molecule: messenger RNA, 2149 nt
Organism: Chlamydomonas reinhardtii
Lineage: Eukaryota; Viridiplantae; Chlorophyta; Chlorophyceae; Chlamydomonadales; Chlamydomonadaceae
Exons: 3
Coding region: 194-2032 (612 amino acids)
Biological process (GO): negative regulation of transcription by RNA polymerase II; negative regulation of phosphatase activity
Molecular function (GO): phosphatase inhibitor activity; chromatin binding; transcription corepressor activity
Source: RefSeq, a predicted model, not a curated record